Esox lucius (northern pike) is the source of this 528-nucleotide messenger RNA. Its product is annotated as serine/threonine-protein kinase pim-3-like. The annotation marks the transcript as partial. Lineage: Eukaryota; Metazoa; Chordata; Actinopteri; Esociformes; Esocidae. The record is from RefSeq and is a predicted model, not a curated record. Gene Ontology annotation, cellular component: cytoplasm. The transcript is spliced from 4 exons. Gene Ontology annotation, biological process: negative regulation of apoptotic process; regulation of mitotic cell cycle; protein autophosphorylation. Gene Ontology annotation, molecular function: ATP binding; protein serine/threonine kinase activity.
ACCGUGGCGGGCGGGGCCUUCAGCGAGGACACGGCGAGGGGCAUCAUAAAACAGGCGGUGCUGGCGUGCUGUCACCGCCAAGACCGCGGCUACCUGCACCGGGACGUCAAAGGGGAGAACCUGCUCCUUCAAACGGACACUCUCCAGGUGAAGCUGAUCGACUUCGGCUGCUGCAACCUGCUGAAGGAGGACCCGUACCAUGAGUAUUCUGGCACCGUUGAGUACUGCCCGCCGGAGUGUUUCACCAAAGGCCUGUACAACGGGCACAAGGCCACCGUCUGGUCUCUCGGCGUGAUGCUGUUUACCCUGGUCAACGGGAAGCUGCCCUACAAGGACGAGUACAGCAUCCGCAGAGGACACAGGCUGCGCUUUAAAGCAGGCGUUUCUAAAGAAUGCAGGGAUGUGAUUCACUGGUGCCUAAGACGAAAUGCUGAAGGCCAGCGCUUGAGGAAAUCCGGCUAAAUGAUUAGCUGUUGAACUAAGCUAUAGCGGGGGAGGAGACCCCGGGGAAGAUCUAGGACACGCUGG